AUGGCAAGAGUUGAUCAAAAUGUGUUUGUCAAGGUGAGUUUGGUAGCACUAUUCAUGUCGUUUGCAGCAGCUCAAGACUUUGUUGCUUAUGAAGUCUAUAAUGAUGCCACAAGCCCUAUAAGCGUUGAGGUUGAAGUCAUUGAUGCCUACCCUCCAAUUUCUCCAGAAGACCAGGAUGCUCUCCCUCCAGAACCAUCACCGGGAGCUUACAAGAAGUUGAAGAAUUGUGCAAACAAGAUUACAGCAGAUUAUGCCGAAGAGAUCUACGAAGGUAUUUUCGAAGGCGAGCCUCUCACUACAGAUUGCUGCAAAGCCCUUGUGCAUCUGGGAUAUGAUUGUCACAUCCAGUUAGUGAAAUUUUUGCUCUCGAGUCCGGAACUUAAAGAAAAAGCUUCCGAGGUAUUGCCUAGGAGUGUGCAGCUUUGGAAAGCAUGUGCCUUGGUGGUUGACGUUGAUCAAUCUAUUGCUCCUUCUCCUUUUUAA
Molecule: messenger RNA, 483 nt
Organism: Rosa chinensis
Lineage: Eukaryota; Viridiplantae; Streptophyta; Magnoliopsida; Rosales; Rosaceae
Product: protein DOWN-REGULATED IN DIF1 11
Exons: 1
Coding region: 1-483 (160 amino acids)
Source: RefSeq, a predicted model, not a curated record